This is a messenger RNA of Rasamsonia emersonii CBS 393.64, 363 nucleotides long. RefSeq lists its product as uncharacterized. NCBI's taxonomy places the organism in Eukaryota, Fungi, Ascomycota, Eurotiomycetes, Eurotiales, Trichocomaceae. The transcript is spliced from 5 exons. The record is from RefSeq and is a predicted model, not a curated record. Bases 1 to 363 code for a protein of 120 amino acids.
AUGCCCAGUGUUUGCUAUCCUGGAAGGGUCCACCGGACGUACCUAUUUCCUGUUCAGGUUAUUCUCCGCAUGGGGUACCCCACAGUUCUUGUGUAUUGUUACGGGGUGCAUACGGGGUACUUUCGUGAGUUGUGGCUUAUUUAUUCCAGUCCUAUUGCUGGUACGAUCAUUAUUCAAGACAAUAUAUUAUCCCUCAGCCGCUGUUCUGAUUAUCUAUUUGAGUUCAUCCUUCCGUUCGGGAUCAUUUUCCCCGAGAGCCUAAUAUAUAAACCUCUUGGUACCUCCCGAAGCCGCCGCCGAGCUUACUCCGUGUCCUGCGUACUAGGUACUCAGUUAAGGGGUCGGUUAUUAAUUGGUUAUUAA